AUGACUCCCGAGCAGCUUGCUAGGAAACGGGAAAACGACCGCAACGCUCAACGAGCCAUACGGGCUAGAACAAAGGCACAAAUCUCUCAACUUCAAGCAGAACUGGACGCGCUCAAAAGCACACCACACGCCUGCUGCAGGGCACUCCAGUUACGGAACCAAGAACUUGAGUGUGAAGUGGCACUGAUGAAGCAGAGCCUGCAAGCCACAUCCACACAUAAUGCCACGGUCCCAACUCAAGCAGCCUGGCACGGAUGUGUCAACAACACUCCCAAAGUCACGGAGGAGAUGAAAGUUCCCAACAUGGGAAGUUUCAACAGCAACUUGGAGAUGAAAAGCGGUGGGCCUGCAGGAAUCUUGCCUUCGUCUUUGCCCGUUGGCUGUGGCGCAUCUGGCGUGGAUCUCACUGGAAUGUCAAUGCUUUGUCCAGAAUGCGGACAGGUGAGCAAAAGUGCUGCUUUGCAAAACCACACGGUCACCCCUUACACUGAAGGUAGUACCGCCAGUGAAGUUAGCUAUGGAACGGCGAGUGCGGAACCAAUGUGUCCGCUAGCAAAUACUUGGAUGGGGAAUUUGGAAGCAAUGGAGACGGGUUAUGGGAAUGCUGGGCCGAAUCUGGAAGAACCGAUAACUUGGGAGAUUGAAAACAUGGCGUCUUUAAGUCAUACACAUAAACCCCCCUUUCAGCAAUAA
Pochonia chlamydosporia 170 is the source of this 693-nucleotide messenger RNA. RefSeq lists its product as hypothetical. The record is from RefSeq and is a predicted model, not a curated record. The transcript has a single exon. NCBI's taxonomy places the organism in Eukaryota, Fungi, Ascomycota, Sordariomycetes, Hypocreales, Clavicipitaceae. The coding region runs from base 1 to 693 and encodes 230 amino acids.